AACCGCCCUCUUUCUCUCUCACACAAAACGCACACAUCUCUCUCUCUCUCUCUCACUAGAUUCGUUGACGUCGUCAUCGGAAUAUUCCUUUUCACUCAACCACCGGCAAAUCUCCUCCGUCUCCUACUUUCCGGCAACACUUUCGUCACCAGUUAAACUCACAAAAAUGAGCACAACAGAGCUUCUCACCAUCGAGCCUCAGGAGCUUCAAUUUCCUUUUGAAUUGAAGAAGCAGAUCUCGUGUUCUAUGCAAUUGAAGAACAAUACGAACGAUUACGUCGCCUUCAAGGUGAAAACAACGAACCCUAAGAAGUACUGUGUUAGACCGAAUACUGGAGUCGUGUUGCCUCACUCUGUUUGUGAUGUUACAGUUACAAUGCAAGCUCAACGGGAGGCUCCUCUCGAUAUGCAAUGCAAGGAUAAGUUUUUACUUCAGAGUGCCGUUGCAAGUCCCGGAGCUACCACUAAGGAUAUUACUCCAGAAUUGUUUAACAAGGAAUCUGGAAACCGAGUGGAGGAAUGCAAAUUAAAAGUUAAUUACGUUGAUCCCCCGCAACCACCGUCACCCGUACGAGAAGGAUCAGAAGAAGGUUCCUCUCCAAGGGCAUCUGUUUCUGACAAUGGGACGAUGAACACAACCGACUCUGCUGUUCCAAGAUCAUAUGCUGAAUCUCGCGAUAUAUCAUCUAUAUCACCGGAGACAAGGGCUCUUAUCUCUAAGCUGACCGACGAGAAGAAUUCUGCGAUUCAGCAAUCUAACAAGCUUCACCACGAACUGGAAUUGUUGAGGCGUCAAGGCAGCAAAAGCAGUGGUGGUAUCCCUGUCAUGUAUGUUGUAAUUAUCGCUCUGCUCGGGAUUCUCUUGGGAUAUUUGAUGAAGUAAACAUUGAAUUUCAAAUCAAUGGGAGAGAACUGUGUUAACUAUGAUGUUAGAAGACUAUGGUCAAAAGUGACAAAUUGGUUUUCUUGUUUUUUUUGGAUAUGUUGUGUAAUUUGCAUAUUUAUUUUACCUUUUGGAAUUUUUUUGUCUGAUUAAUGAUUAGUAUAGUAA
Messenger RNA from Helianthus annuus (common sunflower), 1051 nucleotides. Its product is annotated as vesicle-associated protein 1-2. The coding region runs from base 167 to 883 and encodes 238 amino acids. The record is from RefSeq and is a predicted model, not a curated record. Gene Ontology annotation, cellular component: endoplasmic reticulum membrane; plasma membrane. Gene Ontology annotation, biological process: endoplasmic reticulum membrane organization. The transcript has 8 exons. NCBI's taxonomy places the organism in Eukaryota, Viridiplantae, Streptophyta, Magnoliopsida, Asterales, Asteraceae.